Osmerus eperlanus (European smelt) is the source of this 1741-nucleotide messenger RNA. It is a transcript of the gene ddah2, whose product is annotated as DDAH family member 2, ADMA-independent. The record is from RefSeq and is a predicted model, not a curated record. Lineage: Eukaryota; Metazoa; Chordata; Actinopteri; Osmeriformes; Osmeridae. Bases 444 to 1301 code for a protein of 285 amino acids. Gene Ontology annotation, molecular function: amino acid binding; dimethylargininase activity. Gene Ontology annotation, biological process: arginine metabolic process; positive regulation of nitric oxide biosynthetic process. The transcript is spliced from 6 exons.
AGUUAGGGAUGUAAGGGUGAGGAGGGCGCCGGGUGAGAGGAAAACAGAGGAGAAAUAACGGGAGAUAUUGUGUGAGGAGGAAGAAGAGAGGAACAACUCUGACUAGAAAGACGCCAGGAGAAGAGGGACUACUAGGUGUAGCUCCGCGUCUCGAAAACACGGGGUACGGAGAGCAGAGACUGAAGUUUGAAAAAGCACUGGAGUGGAACUGGAGUAGGGAUUCUCUGUCUCGUUCUGAAUAGUUCACAUACUACAGAUUUGCUGUUUGGUGUGACUGCGUGCGUGUCGGGCACAGCUGGUUUCCCAGAUCUUUUCUCAACAGCCUGAGGACACCCCCACACCCACGACCGCUUGCCAACGACACCCACUCCCUCCCACACACACACGAACACACAGACAGACGGACACACACACACUCAAAAACACCCCCACACACAGACAUCAUGGCGGGUAUGUGUCCUUACGGACGCUUCACCCACGCCGUGGUGCGAGGCAUCCCUGAGACCUUCGGGAGGGCGUGGGAGGGCGGGGAGAGCGGCGUGGAUCUGGCCAAGGCCCAGCGGCAGUUUGGCGUGCUGACGGGGGCGCUGAGGCAGAAGAUGGGGCUUCAGCUGAUCGUGAUCCCCCCCGACCCGGAUCUGCCGGAGAGCUGGAGGGUGGAGGACCUGGCCGUGGUGCAGGGAGACACGGUGCUCAUCACCAGGCCCUUCAGACAGCAGAGACGCAGCGAGGCGGAGGCGGUGAGGCGGGUGGUGUCGGAGCUGAACCUGAGUGUGGUGGAGAUGGGGGCGGAGGAGGGGGGCUCUGCUGGGGCCACGCUGGAGGGCAGCGAUGUGCUCUUCACCGGCAGAGAGUUCUUCGUGGGGAUCUCCUCCCACACCAACCAUCGCGGGGCCGAGGUGCUGGCUGACACCUUCAAGGACUUUGCGGUGUCGACCGUACCCGUGUGUGGAGGAUCUCGCCUUAAGAACAUCUGUUCCAUGGGAGGACCGGACACCAUCAUCAUCAGCAACUCUAACGGGGCCAAGAAGACCUUGCACAUGAUGGAGCAGCUGACCGAUCACCACUACGAGGUUCUGACCGUCCCAGAGGAUGCCGCUGCUAACUGCGUGUACGUCCGUGGUCCGUCCAAACAGGACUUCCUCCUUCACCGGCCCCCUGACGAGUGCCCCGACAGCGCCCCCGCCUUCCAGAAGCUGACAGACUACAGGCUGCUCCCCACCCCCUGCAGCGAAGCCUCCAAGCUGGGCGCAUCUCUGUCCUCCUUCUGCCUGCUCAUCAACCGGAAGCCACACUUCUGACCCACGGAACCCCGACGAGUCACUCGCUACAGCUUCCCAUCUUACACACUGGGGACUCAACACGAACAGAAGAGUGGACAUUUUGUCUAAUGGUGGGCGUUCCACGUUCUCCUCGCAGGAAGGUUCUUUAGUGGACACACCGGUGCAGUCUAGUGGCGUGUUUUAGAAGGUGCAGCCCAGAGUCGAUGUAUAAUCAUAUUCCACAGAAGAUCUUUCUCAAGUUCUCAACCUUUGUAUUCAUGGUACAAGCCUUUCCAAACCCCCUUAUCACAGGAAAAUAACCACUCAUGUUAACUGGUGUAGUCUAAACAGGAAACCCAACGCUCUUGAUAAUGGUUGUCUAGGAUGUCAGAAUGAGAUCUUGUGUUUUUGAUCGGUCAAUAAAUAUCCUCUGGAUUCUGAGCCAUUCUGCUAAAAUCCAAAUGUAUCCUAACCACUGU